Molecule: messenger RNA, 754 nt
Organism: Leptinotarsa decemlineata (Colorado potato beetle)
Lineage: Eukaryota; Metazoa; Arthropoda; Insecta; Coleoptera; Chrysomelidae
Product: cathepsin L-like proteinase
Biological process (GO): proteolysis
Molecular function (GO): cysteine-type peptidase activity
Source: RefSeq, a predicted model, not a curated record
AACGAAAAGUCUGUACUUAAGGCAACUAAACCUAGAAAAACGGUGAAUGUCGCAACCAACAUUCCCGACUCCAUCAAUUGGGUUGAAAAAGGUGCGGUUUUGCCAGUGAGAGACCAAAAAGAUUGUGAAAGCAGCUAUGCAAUCAGUGCGGUAGAAGGCAUAGAAGGCCAAAUAUUUAUCAAAUACAAUGAAACAAUUGCUCUUAGUGCACAACAACUGGUAGAUUGUGGAGUUUAUCCCAAUGGUUGUUUGGAAGAACCCGUUAGAGAUACUCUCGAUUAUCUUGUAGACACAGGUUUGACAACCGAAGCAGAUUAUCCGUACACCGGGGUCCAAGGAAAAUGCAUUCGUGGAAAUAGGUCUGUGCAUAUAAGAGGCUACUUUUUCUUAAGUAACGAUGAAAUUGACCUGAAAAAUCAAGUAGCUACGGUUGGACCAAUCUCUGUCACCCUUAAUACUCAUCAAUGGCAGUCUUACGGGAAAGGAAUCUUUGAUAACCCUGAAUGCUCUGCUUCCGUAAUAAAUCAUUCUGUUCUGGUUGUUGGAUAUGGAUCGGAAAAUGGUCAGGAAUAUUGGUUGAUCAAGAAUUCUUGGGGAACCUCCUGGGGAGAGGACGGUUAUAUCCGAUUGGCAAGGAACAAAAAUGGUCAGUGCGGAAUAGGUUUAUAUUCCUGCUACCCUGUCGUGUAGAAAGAAUUAUGACUAUUUCAUUUUCAUGUUAACAGUGUUAAUAAAAGUCAUUUGAAAAAACCUA